Rosa rugosa (rugosa rose) is the source of this 2520-nucleotide messenger RNA. Its product is annotated as protein SEEDLING PLASTID DEVELOPMENT 1. The record is from RefSeq and is a predicted model, not a curated record. NCBI's taxonomy places the organism in Eukaryota, Viridiplantae, Streptophyta, Magnoliopsida, Rosales, Rosaceae. Gene Ontology annotation, molecular function: ATP hydrolysis activity. Bases 261 to 2009 code for a protein of 582 amino acids. The transcript has 9 exons.
AUAUUCUUCCGAAUUUAAUAGAACUAUAGAUAAGAGAUGUUCUUGUUUUGAACUUAGUCAACAGUGGCUGAGAAUCUGUAUAUUCCCCCAUGUAAGAAAAAGAAUCAAAAGCAUAAAAAUUAGCACAUCCACCUUUCAAACCUUUCCCUCUCCUUUCUCCUCCUAAAUUCCUCAAGCAAAAACAGAAAAAGCACAACUUGGAAGAUCACAGCCUCCCACUUUAUGCAUAGCUUCUACUCUUCCCUCCAAAAAAAAAACAGAUGCUCUCCAACUGUGUUCAUCUCUUUCACCCCCAACCUCUCUCAAUCCCCAAACCCCUAAUCCUACCUCUCUCUCCCAAAUUCCAAUGCAAGACCCAAUCUUUUCCCCUUAAAUCUUCACCAAACCCAUCUUUCCCUCACUUACGCGCCAAAAUUCCAUCUGGGUAUUCAAGGCCUGUUCUAGGUUGUUUGUGUUCUUUAACUUCAUCAUGUACUUCUUCACCGGAGGAGGAAGACUUCGACGUGGAACUGGGCCGGCUUUUGGCCCUUUUGCCGGAGGAAAUGCGGCAGCGAGUGACGGAGCACCCGGAGCUUCAUCAGUUGAUUGAAGUGGUUAUGGAUUUGGGCCGGAAGCCGCUGGCCCGGUUUCCCUCCGGCGACUUUGUGUUGUCGGAGAAUCUGAUUACGGUUCAGGAUCUUGAACAGGCUACUUCUCAGGUGGGUGAUUUUGCCAUUGACAACCGAGCAGGCAUUAGCAGAACACUGCACCGGAUUAGUGCCAUUAGGAAUCGAAAGGGUGCCAUUAUUGGUCUGACUUGUCGUGUUGGUAGGGCAAUAUCGGGUAGUGCUAGUUUGCUGCGAGAUUUGGUUCGAGAUGGCCUUUCUUUGUUGCUCAUUGGGCCUCCUGGGGUAGGAAAAACAACAAUUAUCAGGGAAAUAGCUCGGAUGCUUGCAAAUGAUCAUAAGAAACGUGUGAUGAUUGUCGACACCUCCAAUGAGAUUGGUGGGGAUGGUGAUAUACCCCAUGCAGGAAUAGGCAAUGCUCGGCGAAUGCAAGUCCCUAUCUCUGAUAUGCAACAUAAGGUCUUGAUUGAAGCUGUUGAAAAUCAUAUGCCACAAGUGAUUGUAAUUGAUGAAAUUGGCACUAAACUUGAAGCAAUGGCUGCAAGCACAAUUGCACAACGUGGAAUCCAGCUAGUGGCCACUGCUCAUGGAGUAACCAUUGAGAAUCUGAUAAUGAAUCCUUCAUUGGAAAUGCUUGUUGGAGGUGUACAGAGUGUGACACUAGGAGAUGAAGAGGCCAGCCGGAGGGGGGUUCAAAAGACAGUGCUAGAAAGGAAAGGACCUGCAACAUUUAGUUGUGGGGUGGAGAUAAUUUCAAAGACUGAGUUAAGAGUUCAUCCUAGCUUAGAAACAACAGUGGAUGCUAUCCUCUCAGGUCGUUUCCCAAAUUUCGAAGUUCGCAAAAUUAACUCUCAGGGAUCAGAAGAAACUACUGUAAGAGAAAAUUUGCUCUCCAGUUCCUGGGAUGAACAAGAUGAUAAUGUUACAGAAGAUGCCAAAAAUAUGAGUGAGAAAGGAUAUGGUUAUAAUGAUCUCACUCCUGAGGUUUCUCCAUAUAUGCAAGUGGAUUCCGGGGAUGAAGGGAUGGAACUUCGAUUAUUUGUUUAUGGGAUCCUAGAAGCCACUGUGAUGCAAGGGAUAAAACAGUUGAAGAUGGAUGAGGCUGCUAUCCAGUUAACAGAUGAUAUCAGCAAGGCAGAUGCACUAUUCGCCAUGCAAUCCAAGCUCAAGAAAAAUCCCGGGAUUCAGGCUGCUGCUAGAUCUCAUGGUACACCCAUUUAUGUGACUAAGACAAGCGCGUUGGUCGAAAUAAAAAAGGCAUUUCGGUUAUUAUUGAAUGAUUAUUACGGUGGUUUGAACGAUUAUGGACCAGUAGACAAUAUGCAAUCGUCUGAGAAGGUUGAUGCUCUUGAGGCAAGAAAUGAAUGCUCUUUUCCCAUCAUGAAGUUCUGCAUAAUCAGCUGACACAAGCCAACAGAGUUGUGAAGUACAUUAAAUUGAAUUCCCAAAUCUGAUGAUACUGGGUAGAAACAUGCGCUUUAGUUUGACAAGCUUCAUACUCUUCUGAUUUUUAACUCCCCAUGAAUUGUGACUUAACAAGAAACAAAACAGGGCGAACCCUGUAUUUACCACCUCUGUAGAAAUCGUUGAUAAUACACAGCAUAUAGUUAGGUUAGCUAGAUUGGGUUUCUUUACCGGGUGUUUUACUAUUCACAUUUGGCAUAUGCCUGCUAUGACAAGCAACAACAAAAAAAAAAAGUGUACUAUUCUUUUCCUUUCCCCCACAACCCAAUUGAGGCAAAGUUUUAGCAUGAUAAACAGGAGUGUUCUACUAUGAGGACAUCUUCAAUAAGUGGUAAAGCCCUGGUGAGCUAGGAUUUGUGAUGUUGCAUAUAAAUAAGGUUUGCGGGAUUGUUCGUCCAUUAAUAGUCCCUCGGGACACCUGAUUUAAUCAAUGCCUAGUUCAAUAAUUUUG